This is a messenger RNA of Olea europaea var. sylvestris, 986 nucleotides long. RefSeq lists its product as uncharacterized. The coding region runs from base 215 to 685 and encodes 156 amino acids. The record is from RefSeq and is a predicted model, not a curated record. Lineage: Eukaryota; Viridiplantae; Streptophyta; Magnoliopsida; Lamiales; Oleaceae. The transcript has 2 exons.
AUUACAGGAGAGAAGCCGUCCUUGUAUGGCAACUGUCACUAUAUCGUUCAUCCAGGUGCCAAUCCAAAUCCCUCUGAGUCAGUAACGAACCGUCAAUUUUUUUCCUUCUUUCUAGACCGCUGCAGUCACCACCACCACAUCGACAUCUCUGCCCCAGAUUUUAGCCGUAACGAGCCACCGUGGAAUUAGCUUGGAGUAAAUACUCUCUCUUUACAUGGAGUCUUCAAACGGGUACUUGGCACACAAACAGUACCCUACCUUUGCUUCUUCCCACGGAGAAGUCACUUACAGCUGCGGUACUUGUGGAUAUGAUCUAAAACUGAACUCGUCCCGAAGGAACACAUCAACUAUUGGCUCCAAAUAUUCUAAAUCCAUAAAGAAGGGGAUCAUUACGUUUUACUCCAUAGAUCAGAACCGAUUCAAUCAGGUUGAAGAGAUCGGCUGCGUACCCUACUUCAUUUCUAAGCACUCUUGGGGUUUGUUCAGAAGGAAAACCAAACUUUUGUGCCCAAAAUGUGGUAACCUUAUUGGUAAUGCUUAUGAUGAUAACACUUAUGCUUAUUCCCUUAUACGAAAUGGUUCAAGUUCACCCUCUGGCAGUGAAAAUUCCAAUCCACGAAAAUAUGAUAUCAGAAUUCGUUCUUUGCAACCUUCUGCAGAAUUUGGUACACCAUCUGUGUUGUGAUGUUCUCGUGAAGCAUUCAUAUCAUAUGCUACUUUUUUUUCUGGUUGCUUCACAGUCCGUGAAUAUGUUCUAUCACAAUUAGUUAAAAUAAUGCUUUAGCAGUGAAGAAUUAUAGCUCCCCAUGAAACCCUCUCUAAUUGUUCUUCAUAAGAAAAGUUUUUGCCAUAUAUUUUUCUGGGAAUGUUGUAAAUAUUCUUAUGUUUAUUUUGGCUUUCUUUUGCUCCAUGAUAUACGACUAUCCAUGUGUAUGAAGCAACAUUGUGAAUGGAAUCAUUUGUACUUGUGAUUUCUUGUUUUCUCA